Messenger RNA from Phanerochaete carnosa HHB-10118-sp, 912 nucleotides. RefSeq lists its product as uncharacterized. The coding region runs from base 1 to 912 and encodes 303 amino acids. The transcript is spliced from 6 exons. Gene Ontology annotation, cellular component: membrane; glycosylphosphatidylinositol-N-acetylglucosaminyltransferase (GPI-GnT) complex. NCBI's taxonomy places the organism in Eukaryota, Fungi, Basidiomycota, Agaricomycetes, Polyporales, Phanerochaetaceae. The record is from RefSeq and is a predicted model, not a curated record. Gene Ontology annotation, biological process: GPI anchor biosynthetic process.
AUGGAGCAAGACGCGGGCGGGCCUGAGUGGGAGCGGGUGCUCUGGAAGCGUCAGCCUUUCCCAGAUAACUACGUCCCUAAAACGUUCCUCUCCUCCCUGAGCACAAACGCAAAUUUCAGGCCGUACACCUACGGUUCGCUCGUGCUGGCAUCAUGCACCAUCAGCCUCCACUUCUCCGUCAUUUUCGUUUUCCUCGCAAUCUUCGUCAGGCUCAAGGAGCGUACCCUUGACCCAAGGCUCCUCGUCUGGAUCUCCAUCGUGUCUUUCAUCUGCUUCUAUACCCUGUGGGAGAUUGUAGAGCACAUUGGCAGCAACACUUCCCGCUUGGAGAACCGUGCAAAAGCCGUCAAGUCGUCAAUACUAAUUUUCCUAGCACUGCUUGCUUUGUCUCCCAUGCUGAGAACCCUAACGGCUGCCACCUCCUCCGACUCAAUCUGGGCUUUGUCCGCAUGUCUGUUUGUCCUCAAUGUCGUCCUUGCAGAUUAUACGCCGAUGCACUCGGCGCAGCAGCACCCGCGUGAGAGACUGAGCUCAGUCAUGUCCGUCAACGCGGCCAUCUCGGCGUCCGUCGUACUGGCGUCUCGUCUCGUGGACGACGUCUCGGUCUUCGCCCUUAUGCUCUUCUCUAUCGAGGCGUUUGCACUGCUCCCGUUGCUGCGCCGCCGGCUCCAGGUGCGCUUGCCUUCGGUCUUUCCGACCCUCACGCUUCUCGCCGCGGGCCUCGCAGUCUCCCUUACGGCAGCGCUCUCGUCCACAGUGGCUACUCUCUAUGUCGCCGUGUUCGCUUUCGUCACGCUCGUCGCGCCGAGCCUGCUAGUGUGGGCACAGCGCUACAAGAACGAAAUCAGGGGCACCUGGGAUCCCGCGGUCCCAAAGGUUAACCUGGCCCUGCAUCACACACGGCCUGCGUAG